AUGAAAACAGCAGUUAGAAAUUUUUCUCCCUGGUCAAAGAUCCAUCUCCCGUUGCCCCGUACUCCACGUCAGUCCGAGCAGCUCCUCACUUCCCUUACGUCCUCCUUCCGUCGUGAGUUGGAUCGCGAACAUCCGACCAGCGUCGACAACCAUGCCUCGAAUGGGCUGCCCUCCUCCGUGAAGGAGCAUUCCCAUUCUUCCGCUCAUGCUACCGAUCAACAUCUCCGCAAUAUUCUUGAGAACCCGCUCUUCAGUGUGACGCCUCCGAGAUCCGUUGCUUCGCCCCACGAUGAUCCGAGGCUGGCAAAAGAGCCAAUGGUAGUAUUCGACGAAUCAGUUGCAUCGGGAUCUGCUACUAUACACACGGUCGGCCUUUGUCUCAGCUGGCAGAUGCUCCUUGCCAGCCCGCACAAGGGGGAGGACUUUGUGAAGGCCUUGAAAGAUUCUCGAGCGGGCUCUCGAGUUGUCUCCUGGUGGCAUAUGUCCAAUUCGUCGGCAAAGAUGGCAUUAUUUCGAUACGUCAAGCCUGAAACACGAAAAGCCCCCUUAAUGGCAGAGUCUGGUAAAGUACUGGUAGACCUGACCAAGUUCAUGGUUGCUGAAGGUCUGCAUGAUACGAUAUUGGAUUGGCUUCGGAUGCUGCAACAUUCCAACAUUGGAGAUCAACGCGUGGACCAUGCUUUUGCCAUCUCAGCCUUCAAUAGACUGCUAGGUAGCUUCUUGAAAGCAGAGAUAUUAUGCGGUGGUGGAAUCGAAUCUGCUUUGCAUUAUUACAUCACAGCAUCCGAGAGCGACACAACAUUGGACAGGAAACAGUUGCUGACCGGCCCCGGAAUGUUUCUCUGCACCUCUACUUUACGCGAAACCGCAAAAGACAUGAUAUCACCACAAUUAUAUGAACGAUACGCGUCCAUUAUGUUGAGCGUGCUGCUGCCCGAGACAUUCAACAGGGCUGUCGUGCUUCUCUGCCAUCCAACACAGCCUAAUGCCAAACCGCUUGUUAAAUACAUGCGAAAUGCACCUUUCGAAUACCACGGUCAUCAGGGUACAGCACAACGCGAGAAACACAUAAGGGCGUGUUUCCGUGCUCUGACUGUUUUGGAUGAGAACAAGAACAAGAAAGAUUGUCUAUUUUUGGCGGGCUUCUUGCGACAGUUGUUGGAGGAAGAUCAGGGAUUGGGCGCGACAAUCAAGCCUCGCUACCAUAUGUCAUCUGAAGAAAAGGACCUUCUCUCUAGUUUGGACCUGGCUUUCACAUGA
Aspergillus calidoustus is the source of this 1260-nucleotide messenger RNA. NCBI's taxonomy places the organism in Eukaryota, Fungi, Ascomycota, Eurotiomycetes, Eurotiales, Aspergillaceae. The record is from the annotation of a GenBank genome assembly.